AUGAUUUUAAUUAUAGGAGACAAAUCUGGUGAUAUUUCUAUAUGGAAUCCAUCAAAAAACAAGUCCAACAAACUUUACCUCAUUCAGUCUCCAAUAUAUGAUAUUUCAUCAUCACCUACAGUUGAGAAUUCAUUAGCGAUUGGUGACAUUGAUGUUUCUGUAGUGGAUCCACAUAGGCUUGCCAUUGCAAGUGGUGAUAAUAAUAUUCGAUUCCUUGCAUUUGGAACUGAUCUGGGUAAUAUUGGCUGGUAUGAAGUAUAUAACGACAAAUCCAAAACCUUCAAUUCUUAUCAUAAAAGCAAGGUCUAUUCUAUCCAUUGGUGUAAACCUGAAUGGUUAGGCCAAGGUUUAGCAGAUGAGAAUUCAGACUACAGCUUAAUUAUAAGUUGUGGAGGGGAUGGACAGAUACUUUUAAGUGAUACUACGAAACCAAAGCAAUCUAUGAUCAUCAACGACAUGAUAAAAGAAGCAAAUCCCGAAUGGACUUCAGUUAUGAAGGAUAAAUCUGGUUAUCUACCAAAACGUAGCGAAAUAGCGGUUCAUCCAGCGGGCAAAUUUCUUUCUAUUGGUAAUGUCGAUGGCAGUAUCGAAGUUUAUA
This is a messenger RNA of Racocetra fulgida, 598 nucleotides long. The record is from the annotation of a GenBank genome assembly. NCBI's taxonomy places the organism in Eukaryota, Fungi, Glomeromycota, Glomeromycetes, Diversisporales, Gigasporaceae.